Molecule: messenger RNA, 627 nt
Organism: Dama dama (fallow deer)
Lineage: Eukaryota; Metazoa; Chordata; Mammalia; Artiodactyla; Cervidae
Gene: ACSM5
Product: acyl-CoA synthetase medium chain family member 5
Exons: 3
Coding region: 1-627 (208 amino acids)
Biological process (GO): fatty acid biosynthetic process; acyl-CoA metabolic process
Cellular component (GO): mitochondrial matrix
Molecular function (GO): fatty-acyl-CoA synthase activity; fatty acid ligase activity
Source: RefSeq, a predicted model, not a curated record
AUGAGGCUAUGGCUAAGAGAACUGGUCCUCCAUGCACUGAGAAACGCUCGGGGUAUCUGUGGGUCUCAUGGGCAGCCACUGCCUCUUCCUGUCCCGGAGAAGAUUGUGGCCACAUGGGAAGCCAUCAGCCUGGGCAGGCAGCCAGUGCCUGAGUAUUUCAACUUUGCCCAUGAUGUGCUGGACGUGUGGAGUCAGCUGGAAAAGGCUGGCCACCGGCCCCCAAUCCCUGCCUUCUGGUGGGUUGAUGGUACAGGAGCAGAGGUCAAGUGGAGCUUUGAAGAGCUGGGGGAGCAGUCCAGGAAGGCGGCUAACGUGCUGGAGCGUGCCUGUGGCCUACAGCCUGGAGACAGAAUGAUGCUGGUGCUCCCACGGCUCCCGGAGUGGUGGCUGGUCAGCGUGGCUUGUAUGCGGACAGGGGCCAUCAUGAUUCCCGGCAUCUCUCAGCUGACAGAAAAAGACCUCAAAUUUCGGCUGCAGGCAUCCAGAGCCAAGUCCAUUAUCACCAGUGACUCCUUGGCUCCACGGGUGGAUGCCAUUAGCUCCGACUGCCCUUCCCUUCAGACCAAGCUGCUUGUGUCAGACAGCUAUCGGCCAGGCUGGAUGAACUUCAGGGAACUCCUCCGGUAA